AUAUCGAUUAUUUACAAUAAUAAUAAUAAGAAUAAUAGUAAUAAUAAUAGUUAUUAUUAUUAUAUUUUAAAUUUUGGCGCAAAGCGCCUGAAAUGACGAACACGCGACAUUAUUCAUUAUUAUUAAAACAACAUUAUUAUCAGCAUCAGUAUCAAUAUCAUAGGCAUCGUUGUAAGACUGUACUAAUUUUAAUUGGAGUACUUUUACUAGAUAUACAAAAUGUUGCAGGCGGUAUAUGUUGGUCAUCAAUAAGUAAUAGUAAGUGUAAAGAAUUAUUAUCUCAAGGUGUAACACGUGAAGAGUGUUGUGCUUCAAAUGCUGCCGCUGCGACCGCAUACUCAGACGAGGAUCUCGACAGCGGAAGUUUAUUUUUUUGGCGAGUACUUGGUGGUGGUGUUCAUUGUCGUCCUUGUCGUGAAAGUUGCGCACAAGUACAAUGUGAUGAGGGUAAAAAAUGUGUGGUGCGACGUGGUAGACCACGAUGCGUGUGUAGUCCAGAGUGUAAAACACCACGCGGUAGCUCUAAUGGUCCCGUAUGUGGUACCGACGGUAGAAGUUACAGAAGUCUAUGCCGUCUUAAAAAACAUGCUUGUAAAAAAGCUAGUCACGAGCUUACUGUCGCUUACAACGGCUACUGUCAAAGUUCAUGUACGCGGGUGCACUGCGGUCAGGGACGAAGUUGCCUUCUGGAUCAAAAUCUGAGUCCACAUUGCGUUAAAUGCGCCCGGAAAUGUCCUCAGUCAUCUUCGGCAGUGGGUGCGAUUCUGCAGCAGCAACACAAGCAGUCAUUGCAACCAUUGGCCAGCAGACCUGUUUGCGGGGCCGACGGUAAUACUUACAAGAGUGCAUGUCAUCUGCGUCUAGCUGCCUGUCGUGCCGGUCGUGCGAUUCCAGUAGCAUACAAAGGGCAUUGUAAACAAAGCGCGGACUGCACGACAAUAAGAUGCCGAGAGGGUCAAACAUGUUUGACAGAAAUAAAAACAAAUCGGCCAAGAUGCGUGACUUGCAUGUACCGAUGCCCUGGUGCCCAGAGGAAACACGAAAAAAGUUACGAUAAAAAACGUCAACGAUUUCGUGGUGAAGAACACGAUCCCGGGUCUGGGUAUCCAUCAGUAUUAUGCGCGACCAAUAACUUGACUUAUCCAAGCUGGUGUCAUAUCAUUAAGGACGCAUGUGUCACCGGAUUUGUGCUGGAGACCAAACAUGCCGGACCUUGCAAUAUUCACGAUACUUCAAUUUACGACGAAGAAACCAUAACAUCCACCAGCUACGGAGUCGAUCUAAUGGACGAAGUAUCGCUUAGAGAAAAUUUAACGCGCAGAACAUUAAAUUAAUAAAUUAAAUAAAUAAUUAGUAGGCCGACAUAUCAGGAUUACUUAAGAAAAAAAAAUAAUAUUAGUAAAUCUGUCGAUGAUUGAUUAUAUUACUUGAAAAAAUUAUUAUAAUAAUAAUAAUAAUAAUAUUAAAAAUAAAAGUAAUAAAAAUAUAAUUAAACACAAAAUAUAAAAUAACAUACAAAGAAUUGCGUUUCACAAUAUAUAUGUUAUUUAUUUAGACUUUCGGUCAACUCUUGGCGGAAUCGGCCAUUUUUUUAAAUUAUUAACAUAAAUAACCGCUAAGAUCAAUAGUAUUAUUUUAUUUUUCAUUUUCCAGCCGUGCGCCAGUAGUUAUACCAUUGUCGUACUUAAUUUAUUUUUUUAGAUUCAAAUGUUUAUAAUUAAAUAAUUAUUAUUAAUUGAAUAAAUAAUAAAAUAAAUAAAUAUUAUUAUUAUUCUGAGCAUUAUUAGUAUAA
This is a messenger RNA of Microplitis demolitor, 1792 nucleotides long. Its product is annotated as follistatin-A. Gene Ontology annotation, molecular function: calcium ion binding; extracellular matrix binding; protein binding. NCBI's taxonomy places the organism in Eukaryota, Metazoa, Arthropoda, Insecta, Hymenoptera, Braconidae. Gene Ontology annotation, biological process: anatomical structure development. The transcript is spliced from 6 exons. The record is from RefSeq and is a predicted model, not a curated record. The coding region runs from base 93 to 1334 and encodes 413 amino acids.